This is a messenger RNA of Mycena indigotica, 1608 nucleotides long. RefSeq names its product F-box domain-containing protein. The record is from RefSeq and is a predicted model, not a curated record. Bases 13 to 1608 code for a protein of 531 amino acids. Lineage: Eukaryota; Fungi; Basidiomycota; Agaricomycetes; Agaricales; Mycenaceae. The transcript has a single exon.
CUUUCCUCUUCCAUGGAGUCUCUCUUUACUUCGAAGCUGGACACGAGCUACGUGCCCACCGACGCUGAAAUCCGUCAGAUUCAAAGCAAUCUGGCGCCGCUUAUCCUCGAAAUGGCUUCCCUCGACGAACAGCUGGCUGUCCUCUUGCAACGCCGCGAGGAGCUUGAAACCUACAUCGAGGCGCAUCAAGGUUUCAUAUCUGUGUCCCGCCGCCUUCCGCAAGACAUUCUGGAAGAAAUCUUCGUUGCGUGCCUUCCGACGACAAGACAUUGCGCUGCCGUUGUGGUCGAGGCCCCACUGCUUCUGACACACGUCUGCUCCUCCUGGCGCACGAUUGCGCUGGCGCUGCCCCGGCUGUGGGCUAGUCUCCAUGUCUCCUUCUCGUAUUUUGCGGGGUACACCGACCGGACGCAUGUGCUGGCCGAAUGGCUGCAACGGUCGGGGUCAUGCGGCCUGGCGCUGUCGUUCUGUGCGGAAUUUCCUCCCGGCUCUAGGAUCGACUACGAAAACGUGACGGAGGAGCAUUUGGAGUUAAUGAUACGCAUUCUCGCGGACCAAGCGCAUCGCUGGCAGCAUCUCCAGCUUCACAAUAUGCUCGAGUCAACAGGACAUCUCUUAUUCGCUCACCCGACGCCGAUGCUCCGCUCGUUGGAGGUCGAAUACUGGGAGCUUCCGGCGCUGGAAGAAAACAAGGGACUGCUGCAGACCGUGGAGUCGCUCUCUUUUCCCGAGUUUUACCUUGAAGGACACGACGUUUGGAGCAUGGGAAUCAAUUGGGCCAUCCUGACGCAUCUCAAUGUCGGCAGAACGCACAAUCAGGAUAGGGACGAUGCGGGGCUCACGCUGGUAGAUGCGCUUGAAAUCCUCAAGCUCUGCACUCGUCUCCAAGACCUCAGGUUGCAAGCGCCGCGUGCGGUUUCCGGCGCGUCUUGGCCUAUGCUUGCCGAGCCCUUACCGGAGCUGCGGACACUGCUCAUCACAUACGAGCUGCACGGGGAGGACAUCACAAUAGAUGAAAGCUUCUGGCAAAGGCUGCCCAUGCUUCCCAAUUUGGAGCGCUUGGCUCUGUAUUGGGCUGAUCAGUCCUCUCCACAGGCCGUCGACGACCUGCUGCGCAAGACGUCGAAGCUGUGGUGGCUGUCGAUGACAUUGCGACUCGAGGACCCUCCCAAUUCAGACGACGAGGACGACCCCACCACAUCACCCCCACCGGAAACAACCAACACUAUUCACACGUUUGUCGCCCUGUUGCAGUGCUUGGGCUCUGGCGUCGUCUGUCCAGACUUGAAGACACUUUGUCUCGCUAACUGCUCUAUCCCGCUGGCGCCUGCUCUCAUCGACGCAUUCCUCACGACGCGCAUCACGCGCUUCCGCCACCUCGAGAUCGCCUACAACAUCACCGACCCCGAUGGCGACUACGGCCCGUUCCCCGAAGAGCGACUUGAUUACUAUGACGAGUGCGGCGUCGAGUUCGAAACAUCUCAUCCGACGAAUCCUGGCAAGUAUAAACACAUUUUGUCGGACGAUCAGGUCCGUGCCGGAGCGGAGGGUCGAAGGGUGAUACCGUUUGCCGGCCCAGACGACGAGGGCGACGAGGAUGAUGAAUAA